UCCCUCCCUGUUUUGCCACGUCACGAAGAACAAUAAUGGCGGAUUCAUCCAUGCCUUUACUAACAGGUUCAUGGAUAGUUGCAGGAUUGGUGACAGGAUAUUAUUUUAUUAGAUCGAGUGCAAUAUGGUUACUACUCUUGGUUAGUGUAACUGUGGUACUCAUAUUCUGGCUGAUACAAACGUUACGGAAGGGCAAUGGACUCUCGGAACGGCGCGUAUGUGUUUUGGUAUUGGGAGAUAUUGGACGCAGCCCUCGCAUGCAAUAUCAUGCUAUUUCACUCAGUAAACACGGCUACAGUGUUACUUUUGUUGGAUUCCUUGGUACCAAGCCACACCAGGACAUUCUUAGAGAUGACAACAUUCAAAUUAUCGCCAUUGACGACGUGAAAGGUCUCAAAGUCGGUCCGAGGAUCCUGACAUAUGCUACCAAAGUGAUUAGGCAGUCUCUGCAACUGCUGUUUGUUCUUAUGAAGAUGGAUGUCCAGUCUUAUGUUCUUAUGCAGAACCCCCCCGGCCUACCCGGCAUAGCAGUGACCAGUCUAGUGUGCAGUUUGCGCAGCACAAAGUUCAUCAUCGACUGGCACAACUAUGGCUACACCAUCAUGGCCAUCACCCAUGGCCAGGAGCACCCAAUUGUCAGGGUGGCAAAGUGGUAUGAGCGGUUCUUUGGACGCUUCGCCUGUCACAACCUGUGUGUUACCAAUGCUAUGAAGAAGGACCUGGAGAAGAACUGGGGCAUCAAGGCAACUACGUUGUAUGACAAGCCUCCUUUAAUAUUCAAAGAGACGCCAGUGAAGCUCCAGCAUGAGCUGUUUAUGAGACUGGCCAAGAUGUACCCUCAGUUCCAGUCAGGGGAUGGGAACGUCUGGUGUGAGACGGAGAGGACGGCUUACACAGGUCACAACCCCACAGAUGGCACCGUGACCCGGACCCCGGGGCGACCGGUCCUGCUACUUAGCAGUACCAGCUGGACUGAGGAUGAAGAUUUCUCCAUUCUUUUGAAGGCACUUGAAGAAUAUGAAGGAUUUAUAAAAAGAGGAGAGUCUCUGCCAACUUUGGUCUGUGUCAUUACAGGUAAGGGUCCCCAGAAGGACCAUUACAGGAAGCUGAUAGACACACUGCACUUUGAACAUGUGAAGAUCUGCACCCCUUGGCUUGAUGCAGAGGACUACCCGGUCUUGCUGGGCUCCGCUGACCUAGGUGUGUGUCUCCAUAAGUCCUCCAGCGGUCUGGAUUUGCCCAUGAAGGUGGUGGACAUGUUUGGCUGCUGCCUGCCUGUCUGUGCCAUCCACUUCAGAUGUUUACACGAGCUGGUAAAGCAUGAAGAGAAUGGCCUGAUCUUCAAAAAUUCCUGGGAACUGGCUCAACAGCUCAAGUCUCUGCUGUCAGACUUCCCCGGUACCGAGAGCAGGCUGGGCUUUUUCAGGAAGAACUUGCGGGCCAGCGGAGGGACUCGUUGGGAUGAAAAUUGGGACAAGAAUGUCCUCCCCUUGCUCAAAGCACCCUGGUAGCACUGUGGACUGUU
Messenger RNA from Osmerus eperlanus (European smelt), 1525 nucleotides. RefSeq names its product ALG1 chitobiosyldiphosphodolichol beta-mannosyltransferase (gene alg1). The transcript has 13 exons. NCBI's taxonomy places the organism in Eukaryota, Metazoa, Chordata, Actinopteri, Osmeriformes, Osmeridae. The record is from RefSeq and is a predicted model, not a curated record. Gene Ontology annotation, cellular component: endoplasmic reticulum. Gene Ontology annotation, molecular function: mannosyltransferase activity. The coding region runs from base 36 to 1511 and encodes 491 amino acids.